Molecule: messenger RNA, 1497 nt
Organism: Sparassis crispa
Lineage: Eukaryota; Fungi; Basidiomycota; Agaricomycetes; Polyporales; Sparassidaceae
Exons: 13
Coding region: 1-1497 (498 amino acids)
Molecular function (GO): syntaxin binding
Source: RefSeq, a predicted model, not a curated record
AUGAACGGCGCAUCCACCGCCAGACACGGUAGACCUGCACCGACCGGCAUAACACCCCCAGCACCCGCUGCCGCACCCCCAGCACCACCAAAUCACGCCCACCCACCGCCUGUGGCGCGCCCGUCGAACGGCGCCGCUGUCAAUGGCACGCACCCGCCUAUCCAGAAGGGCAAGAAGAAGGCCGCAGAACAACCUGUCGACCCAUCACAAAUGUACGAGACCCUCAAGAACCGCAUCGCAGCUCUCGAGGAGGAGGAGGUCCAUGAGGAGGAGGAAGAAAGGAGAUUCACCGAGGAGGCACAGAACUCCGUCUCGGGAAUGGGGGAUAAUGCUGUACACGGGAAGUACAUCGAACUGUUCGCAGAGUUCAAACGACUGGAACGCGACCAUGCGAAAGAGAAACAGAAAUUGGUAAAGGACAAGGACGCAGCGAAGAGCCAAUUAAGCAAGGCGAACCAGACUAAGACCAAGAUGGAGAAUCUCGCUCGCGAGUUGCAGAAGGAUAACAAGAGGUUACGGGAAGACAGCAAGCGUCUCGCAACCUGUGUGGAGGAGGCCCAAGAGGAGAUCACGCAAAUGAAGAACGACAUGGCGAAGCGCGCGGAGCGGGCAAAGGUCCAGGACACAAAGUACCGCGAGAUGCCCGACAUCGUGGUGCGGGUCGUCUGCAAAUAUCGCGCAGAGCUCUACUUCAAAAUCUCUCGGAAGACGAAAUUGUCGCGGCUGUUCAACGCGUGGACGGAGCGCAUGGAGUCUGGCAUAGGAAACAAGGGUGAUGGGAAGACAUUUCUGAGCGGCGGGGGACUCGGAAGCCCACAGGUGAAUGGCACCGCGAAGUCGGACGCGGCUAGCCUUAGUUCUAGCUCCACACCACCUGCGAGUUCAAUGCAGUUCGUGUUCACCCACAGUAGCAGAUCUCUGGAAGCAGACCAAACCCCUGAGGAGGCUGGUAUUGAGGAUGGGGAUGUUAUUCUGGCUGUAGAGAUCAUGGAUCUGACGGAGGGGCCAGGGACAGAAGAGCUGGACGAGGGUGGGGAACCUCGGCGGGAGAAGUUGAAGAAGGAGUGGGCGGAAAGUCCUCAAGAAGCUAGGAAGACGAUGGAAGGCAUCUUCGAUGGCAUUGUCCGAGAGCGGAUGAAGGACGUACUACGACAGUACGAACUUCGAGAGCGGCAUUUCGAAUGUGUCGUUCGCUCGAAGGAGCUGGAGGUGCUACUUUCCCGUGCUCGAGCAGCAGAGCAAAGGCAGCUAGCCGAAGGCGAGAAGACUCGAGCUGAUAAACUGGAGGAAGAUAUUAAACAACUCCGGAAGGAUUUGGACGACGCCACAGAUCAACAGACAAUCCUGAUUAAUAAGCUUAUAGCGUGUUGCCAAGAAGAAAAUGUCGACGAUAGGACGCAAAGAAUAUUUGGGUCAUUGCGAGAAGAGCUGGAAAACCGUGCCAAUCAUAUGGCGAAUAAUGCGCCUCCCGAGGGCUCUCCAGAAGUAGGGAUCUGA